CAAACACACGCUCAACAACCCGCGAUCGCUCAUUCACCUUUCAAAACUUCGGUCCAACUGUUGGAUUUGUGGCAAACUUUUGUUGUGGCGAUUGGUGGUCGAAUUCGCGAAAUAAUUUAUUAAUCGCGUGCGUAGGUUUCCACUCCGAAAUAAGCUAAUUAAUUAGAUGCGCUGCACGGCGGUGGUGGCGGCGGCGACCACGACAGCUGAGAAACAGUGAAGAGUGUUGUGUAAAAUGAAAGGAUUUUAAGGUGGCCUCACAGAACCGCUGCCUGCUUUGUUGUGUGUCCAACUGCACCGUGUAAACACCGGUGUCACUGGACCGGAAGUGACCCCCGGCGGGUGACCCCUCUCGAAAUACACAUAAUAAACGACGCAAUCGACGACGACCAGAGAGUCACGCAAGAGAAGGUGGUGACGAGCUACGUGGAAGGAGCAGGAGGAGAAAGGAUUUUCUCUUCCGACGGCGCUACGCGUUUGGGUGGACAAGUAAAAGUUGAUUUUUUUUUGGAUAGAGAAAGGAUAGACGAAAAACCAAAGCAGGAGCCAUGGGUGCAAUUAUUUCACGGUUUCGGAAAGAGAAAACCACCUACGCGCUGCUGGAGACCCUGGAGGAGAAGAUAGCGGACCUGGAAACGUACACCAUCACGACGCAGGAGCGCCAGAAGCGCUUCGUCGGCAACUUCCUCGUCGUGUCGAUCGUGCUGUACGUGCUCGCCUCGCUCGUGUUCUACUUUGUGUUCCUGCCGCCGACAUGGAACGAACGCAUCAUCCACUCGCUGCCGCUGCUCAUCUGUCCGAUGAUCAUCACGUUGGUCAAGAAGGGUCUGGCGUGGUUCUUCGAGCGGAAGGUGAUCGGCAAUACGGAGGAGUUGAAGGCGCUUCGCGCCGAAAAGAAAAAAAUCCUCGAGAAAGUGAUGGACAAGGAGACGUACAAGGUGGCCGUGGACAUACUGAACAAGUUUGGGGACAAGUCACAGCGCACGCAGACUCAAUCGCUGAGCGCAAUGACGCCCAUGAAAGGACCGCAGCCGAUGCCGAUGACCCCUAAAGGGCCGGGUCCGAUUCGACCACAGGUUCCUCAGUCGGCACCUGGUCCACAGCAGCAAAUGACCCCGAUGGGACCGGGUCGGCAAAUGAUCGCGACGCCGAUCGGAUUCAACAUGCGGCAGCAAACUCCGAUGAUGCAACAGCAGAUGCAGCAGCAGCAGUCGGGACUGAUCCACCGACCGGUGGGCAUGAUGCCCCAGCAGACGAUGCCCUACCGGCGGACACCGUACCCGAUCAUCAACCAUAACCAGAAGGGUAUGCUCGAAAAGAUGGUCGACUAUCUGGUGGGCGACGGCGCCAACAGCCGGUUCGCGAUGAUCUGCAAGGAAUGUCUGAUGCAUAACGGAAUGGCCCUCCAGGAGGAGUACGAGUACGCGGCGUUCCGGUGCGCCUUCUGCGGUGCGUUCAACCCGUCUAAAAAACAGCGCCCGCUGGCCCCUCGGCUUCCGUUCGAGCAGGCUCAGCUGGACAAGAUGCUGCGGGAGAAGCGCGGGUCAACCUCCUCCGCCGCAGACUCGGAACCGUCGUCCGCCGCCGAGGACAGCAACAGUGCCGAAGCCGAUGCAGCCUCAACCCCGGAGGAAGCCACCGCACCACCAGCAGAAGAUCUGCCACAGGAUGCCGAAGAAGCGGAGCAGGACCCGCAGCUCGAAGAUUGCACGGACGACAACGAAGUCCCGGCGAGCGAAACCGCCGCCGCCGCCACAGGAAAGGCAGACUGAACCGAUCGGAUCUUGUAAACGCGCGCGCAACCCAAGAGAAAGAGAGUUGACCUCCUUGCUUGGCUUUGUUACGAAAUGCGCCUAAUUUCAGCAAAGUCCAGUCCAACGGAGCAGUGAACCGAAACAAAUCCGACAGCAAUCAUUCUUCUGCAUGCGCCACCAUAAAAAAAAGCGAUGACACCUUAGUUACGAUCAUCGUGUGUGUGUGUUUGUACGCUAGAAGAGUGAAAUUGUCAAUUUAGAACCCAUUUGUGCGAAAAGGAAAAUGAAAAACUAGCUGUUUGUACUCUUUCAUUUCAAUAGUUUAACUUGUUUUAGUUUAUGCGUGUUCUAUCUUCUUUGUAAUAAUACUUUUAAACCUAGUUUCGAUUUGUUUGACCCUUUACAGCCCCAGUACAUAGCGCAACAGUAGGGUAGACUGACCUUUUGUAGAAAAAAAACUUCUGCUUUUCUUCGUGCGUCUCGUUGGCCGAUUGUUGAAGAUUUCACUUAUUGUAAAAUACAGAAAAAAAAAGAAAACAGCAGAUGAAACUAACACAGAUGUACAGUAGACAUUUCCCGUAAAACGAUGCGCAUUUAUUUGACUGCGGAAGAAAAAGUGAUAACUAAAAUGAAAAAAAGCAUUUCUCGACUGGACUGGUAACAACAGUUUGCAAUUUCUUGAACUUAUUUAGACGUGGUUGAAUUUUAAAGCUAAGCUGGACACUGCGAUGCGAUUUAAAUUUUCAGGAUUGGAGCACAUCGACUGCAGCAUGAGUUACGUGUGAAAUUUUGUCUAAUUCGUUGUCUUUUAUAAGAAGAAAAAAACUGCUAAAAUCAUAACGAAAGAUAUAGAUAAUAGAUAUAAUUUAUUGUUAUUGAAUUGA
Messenger RNA from Culex pipiens pallens (northern house mosquito), 2638 nucleotides. RefSeq names its product endoplasmic reticulum junction formation protein lunapark-B (gene Lnpk). The record is from RefSeq and is a predicted model, not a curated record. Gene Ontology annotation, cellular component: endoplasmic reticulum tubular network. Bases 549 to 1772 code for a protein of 407 amino acids. Gene Ontology annotation, biological process: endoplasmic reticulum tubular network organization. The transcript has 7 exons. NCBI's taxonomy places the organism in Eukaryota, Metazoa, Arthropoda, Insecta, Diptera, Culicidae.